AUGUCUGGUCUUCUGGGAAAAUUGGCCGGUCAGGUAUCUGGCCAACAGUCCGGCCAGCCUUCGGAAGGCUCCUCUGGGCUCGUGCAUAAAGUGACGGAUGCUAUCACCGGCCAAAAGCACCCGCAAGAUGGCCAGGGUUAUCCACCUACGUAUGGGAGCAAUCAAGAAGGGAGACCUUAUCCUUCAGAUACUAAGUUUACUUUCCGAGAACUUUGGCCUGUGCAUCCCCACAGGAGCAUUCGAACAAAGAGCCUAAUAUGUCAGGGCACUGAGAAGGUUAUUAUGGUCAGCCCGAAAACCAGAAUUCCUACGGCCAUCGCUACGAAGAUGGACACGGUGGUUACAGCAAUAGGAAUGACGGCUUUGGAGGCAAUGGCCGAUGAUACUACCCUAGUGAUCCCUUUAACGGCUACUCGGGUGACCACGGAGGCUAUGGCCCUGAUCCCCCAUGGAAGAGACCCUCAUCAGUAUCAGGCUGGUCACGGUGGACACGGCGCACCAGGUGGGUAUCAAGGAAAUGGCCAGGAUCACCAAGAGUAUUAUGGUGGACACAAUGCACCACCUAGCUACGAAGCCCAUGGGCAGUAUUCUGGUGGGCACAGUGCUCCUGGUAGCUAUGAGAGGCCCCACACUAAGUACCGUGGUCCGUAUAACGACAGUGGCCUCGGGGGUACACAAGGGGGCCAUGGAAGAGGCCACGGCGGAUACGAAGGAGCAUACCAUGGGCGGUGGUCACUGAUAUUAGGAUGCUAUGAAUCUACUGACGCGGGAUCAAAAACAUUCUCAUGUUCCACUCCAGACUAG
Molecule: messenger RNA, 804 nt
Organism: Penicillium chermesinum
Lineage: Eukaryota; Fungi; Ascomycota; Eurotiomycetes; Eurotiales; Aspergillaceae
Exons: 1
Coding region: 1-804 (267 amino acids)
Source: RefSeq, a predicted model, not a curated record